UCUUUUUGAAGUAAAAGAUGGUGACGAUUUGUUAGAUUGUGGAGAGGGCUACACUGAAAUAGACAUUAUCGUAAAGACAUGCUCUUAUAUCGUGAAAGGAUUGAGGAAAGGCCUCGGAAUAAAUUGCAAAUGGGGAGAUUCCUUCUGUCCUAUGAGCCGAUCUACAAGUUAUGAAAAGGGACGGAAAUGUGACGUCCGAUUCUUAAGUUCUUCGAGGACAGAUCUCGGUGAAUGGGAAUUUUCAGCACAUUGUACUAAUGCAAAAGCGAUUGGGAUCGCUGUCGUUCUGCCAGGAAGAUUUAAUAAACGACUUUUACCUGGGAUAACAUUUGAGAUACCUACCAAAUUGGCUCACAUUAGAAAGUUAAAAACAACGGUGAAAAUGUUUAAAUACGUAAUG
Racocetra persica is the source of this 400-nucleotide messenger RNA. The record is from the annotation of a GenBank genome assembly. Lineage: Eukaryota; Fungi; Glomeromycota; Glomeromycetes; Diversisporales; Gigasporaceae.